GAACUGGCUGAAUGAUUAAGUAUCGUUCGUUUCUGUGAUUUACAGAACGCGGUCAUGGGAGCACCAGAUAGGAAACGAGAAAGGGGGAAGAAGGGGGAAGAAUUCGUCACCACGUUCACAAAACAAUCCAGUCAAACGUGAGAUUUGCAGCCUAUCAAUGCCAUAACCAAGAAAAAUUUCCUCACACGAUUAAUUCGCUCAUUUCACCAAAGCUCGCAAAAUUGAUUGCCACCCAAUCGAUUACCCCUACGCCCGUCCUUACGUUUGUUGUUGGGCAUUAUGAACUCGUCGCGCUGUCUUCCUGAAAAUAUUCCGGUUACGAUUGCUCCAACGAUGGGACACUCAAUGUAUUCUAGCAACGAUUGGGAGUCUUGUGUGGAGAAGUGCGAGACCUUGCAGCAGCAGAUGCCGCGUGACGUUGGUCCUCAAAAGGCAAUUUCCCAGCCUGGCUCUAAACGAGACAAUAUGAUCAUGCUCAUGAGAGUCUUUGGACCAGAAGGUCUAGAGCCAUGGAAUGUCCGUAAUAUCGACCAUAUACCUGACAGCAAGUUGCUUGUUAUCUUCCAUCGCUGGAACCCCAAUUUUUUUCAAUGGUUCCAUCUUCGAAGGGGCAUGUGGGUGCCAAGAUUGGGCUUUCGGCAAGAAUAUGAUCGACGAAGUGCCGUUCGCGAAGCAAUGCGAGAUGCUAUCCAACGCUUCUCUUGCGAGCAAGAAUGCAAAUCCGAAUCAGCGACGUAACAAGGAUGGAUGCCAACUUGUGGUACCCACCAGGACCCCCUCUAGGUGAUUAGAAUGUCGCUAAGUGGGUGGUCGGACCGACUUUCCUUCAGUUGUAGUUUUUAAAUUCAUGAAUACGAAGUGGUAGUUGAAAUGUUUUAUGUU
Molecule: messenger RNA, 882 nt
Organism: Phaeodactylum tricornutum CCAP 1055/1
Lineage: Eukaryota; Bacillariophyta; Bacillariophyceae; Surirellales; Neidiaceae
Exons: 1
Coding region: 280-738 (152 amino acids)
Source: RefSeq, a predicted model, not a curated record